Molecule: messenger RNA, 1492 nt
Organism: Setaria italica (foxtail millet)
Lineage: Eukaryota; Viridiplantae; Streptophyta; Magnoliopsida; Poales; Poaceae
Product: dihydroceramide fatty acyl 2-hydroxylase FAH1
Exons: 9
Coding region: 392-1135 (247 amino acids)
Biological process (GO): lipid biosynthetic process; fatty acid metabolic process
Cellular component (GO): endoplasmic reticulum; membrane
Molecular function (GO): fatty acid 2-hydroxylase activity; iron ion binding
Source: RefSeq, a predicted model, not a curated record
UCGCCGUCGUGUGUACAAAAGCCGGCGCCUUUGGCUUCCCCAUCUCACACCGUUCCUCGCCCACCUCUCCGAGCUCCCAAACGCGAAGCAGCGGCGCCGGCGAGCGGGCGGGAGGCGAGGGGGUCUUUUCCCUUUCUCUUGCGCGCAUCCCGUCCCGACAGCACGCGUCGUCCCUCUUCGUCCCAACCGCGGGCGUCGGCGGCGCCGGCAUUCUUCUCCAUUGCGCUGGGAUCGCUUACGUCCCAUUUUUAGUCUAAAGUGGUCAUCCUAGCUGUUUUAACAGUUGAUACAGGGAUCACUUAUGUCCCAUGUUUAGUCUAAAGUGGUCAGUGGUCACCCAUCAGUGGUUUAAGCCCCAGGCAGCACACAGCUUUUCUUGGAUUCCGGUGGGAUGCCCUACAGCUAUCAUUGUUCCAAGAAAAUGGUUGCAGCAGCCUUUACAGUGGAUUUGGACAAGCCUCUUGUAUUCCAGGUUGGUCAUCUAGAGGAGCAGUAUCAGGAAUGGGUUCACCAGCCGAUUGUUAGCAAGGAAGGCCCACGAUUUUUCCAAAAUGAUGUACUGGAGUUCUUAACACGCACAAAAUGGUGGGCAGUUCCUCUUAUCUGGUUGCCUGUUGUCUGUUGGUGCCUGAGUACUUCUAUCCAGAUGGGCCAUACAAUAACAGAAGUAGCUAUGAUGGUUGUGUUUGGGAUAUGUCUUUGGACACUGAUUGAAUAUGUGUUGCACCGAUUCUUGUUCCACAUAAAAACCAAAAGUUACUGGGGGAACACAGCGCAUUAUCUUCUUCAUGGAUGCCAUCACAAGCAUCCUAUGGAUGGACUUCGACUUGUCUUUCCACCUGCUGCAGCAGCUAUUUUGUGCUUUCCGUUCUGGAACCUGAUCAAGCUAUUUUCGACUCCCUCUACCACUCCUGGCAUUUUUGGAGGCGGCCUUUUGGGUUAUGUGAUCUAUGAUUGCACACAUUACUACUUGCAUCAUGGCCAGCCAUCAUCAGAUCCUGCAAAACAUCUCAAGAAAUACCAUCUGAACCAUCACUUCAGAAUUCAAACCAAGGGAUUUGGAAUUACUUCGACCCUGUGGGAUCAUGUAUUUGGCACAUUGCCAUCAACAAAAAGUGUUGACAAGAGCACUUGAUUUCAACUGAAUCUUCUGCCUUGCAAAGCAUAUUGAGAGUCGUCAUGAUUGGCAGUGGAGUGCUGGAGGAGCAACUAUUAUUCAGUUAUUGAUUCUUCUAGGCUGAAUCACCAGUUGCAGGCUCACAGACGUCACUGAAGAACAAUUUCAUUUCUAGUCCAGUCCAUCAGCGAUCAUUGAGAUUAUGUCUGUAAUAUCUGUUGUUAGAUUACCAUGUAUGUACAGAGUUUUCUAGUAUAGCCUCUGCAAUCCCUUUUGGUAGCCACAGUUAUAUAUCUACAUUAUUUUGAGACAAGUAAUUUAUUAAAUAUUGAACUUUUAUCAGCGCAAUGAACUUGUUGAGUUUUGGUAGUGCGA